This is a messenger RNA of Anguilla anguilla (European eel), 1637 nucleotides long. RefSeq lists its product as uncharacterized. The transcript is spliced from 15 exons. Lineage: Eukaryota; Metazoa; Chordata; Actinopteri; Anguilliformes; Anguillidae. The record is from RefSeq and is a predicted model, not a curated record. The coding region runs from base 15 to 1049 and encodes 344 amino acids.
AUGAAUAUUUUACCAUGAGAGAGUCUUCACUGUUUUCCAUUGUGAAGCUUUUUUUCCUACCUACUGAGUGUUUAACAGCUAAUUAUUCCAGAAUGAAGAAAGGACUGCUUAUUGGCUUAUUUCUGUUCAGCUGUGCCUAUGGAACGAUCCUCAAAACUAAAGAAAGCAAAAUAAGGACAAAGGAAUCUCAGCUGCCCUGGAAUAGUAGAGUGCAUCCCCUGAAUAUCACUGAGAACAAUGGCACAUAUUCAACAGCCAUAAAAAUGCCCGUUGAUCCUGAGAAUGAUACUGAACCUCCUCGGAGGACAAAGGAAUCUCAGCUGCCCUGGAAUAGUAGAGUGCAUCCCCUGAAUAUCACUGAGAACAAUGGCACAUAUUCAACAGCCAUAAAAAUGCCCGUUGAUCCUGAGAAUGAUACUGAACCUCCUCGGAGGACAAAGGAAUCUCAGCUGCCCUGGAAUAGUACAGUGCAUCCCCUGAAUAUCACUGAGAACAAUGGCACAUUCUCAACAACCAUAAAAAUGCCCGUUGAUCCUGAGAAUGAUACUGAACCUCCUCGGAGAAAAAUGCCCGUUGAUCCUGAGAAUGAUACUGAACCUCCUCGGAGGACAAAGGAAUCUCAGCUGCCCUGGAAUAGUAGAGUGCAUCCCCUGAAUAUCACUGAGAACAAUGGCACAUAUUCAACAGCCAUAAAAAUGCCCGUUGAUCCUGAGAAUGAUACUGAACCUCCUCGGAGGACAAAGGAAUCUCAGCUGCCCUGGAAUAGUACAGUGCAUCCCCUGAAUAUCACUGAGAACAAUGGCACAUAUUCAACAGCCAUAAAAAUGCCCGUUGAUCCUGAGAAUGAUACUGAACCUCCUCGGAGAAAAAUGCCCGUUGGUCGUGAGAAUGAUACUGAACCUGCUCGGAGUCUCAUUUCCAGGACAGUACUGCUAUCCCAAUGCCUCCUGCCAACUUGUUUGUUGACCAACCUAGGGUCAUCGCUUCAGUAUGGGGAUGAGACAGCUGGUGGAUUAACCAAAGAUCCAGCAGGGAUUGGCAAGAAAUGAAAGAAUGAAUAACACCAGUGCAGUACACUGUCUGGUUAAAUGGACGAUACAGUAAUGCUUAGAACAAACUGCCCAGUAUUUUAUCACUCAUGGUUAUUAUAGCACACGCACGCACACACACACACACACAUGCACACACACACACACACACACAAGCAUACACACACAUGCAUGUACACAUAGACAUAUGCAUAAACAUACAAAUGCGCACACAAAAACACAAAUAUACUGAGGCACACCCACAUAUGUGCUCCCAGCCAUGCUCCAAAAUGCUUGUGCUGACACAACGUUAUAAUUUGCAAAGAAAAACAGAUGUCAUUUAUUGUAAUUGGUGUCAAAAUCUGUCAAAUCCACAAAUGCAGUCCUGGUGUUUUACUCAAUAUUUAUGUAUUCAAUUAUCUAUUUUACUUAUUUAAUCUGAAGACAUUUUAAGUUAAUUUAAUCAGUAAGAAAAGUGCACAAUCACUUUUGUCCAUGUGGGCAUUACCUGGCUACAUUAAUUAUAUGUCGAGUAAAUUUUGAAUUCUGCGUUGUGCUUUAUGUUACCCCUCCAUUAAGUGCAAAUAAAUAAACUUUUGCAACAUUGCA